CAGAGAGUGGGAAUUGUCGAAAUAGAUAGAGAAAAAGUAAAGAAAGAGCGAGAAAAAGAAAAUCAUAAAGAUAGUAGAGAGGGGGAGAAGGUUUCCUCGUAAACCAGUGUUGCAGCUGUUUACCCAUAAUCCACCAUGUAAACAUUAAAUAUGGCAGCUUCCAGGGCUGUUUUAAAGUGCAGUAGUUGUACCGGUCUUUCCAGGAAUACAUACUUAAUAAUGUGCCAAGGUUCUACACCGUAAUUACAUUGUAGUCAUCUGUUAGAUAUUGUUUUUCACAGUGAGUCUAGUAAAGUGUGCUUUAUAUUGGUGUGAGUCCUAUUAUUUGCCUGUAGAAUGAGCCAUCGAGCGAGAGAGACACCUCAGUAGCGGUAUGUUGACAUGUACAACAACAUAAUCCAGUCCCCCGUCUCUUUGCUUCCACUAAAUAUUAUUAUAUCCAUCGCUUUACACACUCGGAAAAUCACCCUACCAUAUCUUUACUAAUCAUUGGACGUUACCCUGCUGGUAUCUGAUCUACCCGAAAGUAACCAAGAUAAAGCCUUUACCAGAGACAAUUCCCAGUUCUCUCUACAUAUUAUAGUUGGGUUUUCAGCACCAGAGAAUCCCUCAAUGACGCAUCUAGCCAUUACCGCUGCUUCUGCCUUGUUCCAUUCCAAAAUAAAUUCUGCCAGACACGUGUGUCUUCACUGUGGGUUUCAAACUACCCCCAGUUCCAGUUUGCAUCACCAGCAGCAAGAUGGGCACUUGUUUAUGCAAGGAUAGGUCACAACAGCCCAGGCAUUCAACAUCAACAACCACAACUACCACGACGACGACGACGGUAACAACAACAGCAACACCGGCACUGACAUCUGGAGCUGGAUUUGAAGGUUAUGGACACAGUACAAAUUCUGUUCGUGCGUCACCGGCUUUAGUAACGAAUCGAAAUGAGUUGGCAGCGACUUCGGUGCGGCGUAACUAUGAUGACGUCAGUGAGCUGAUGGUCAGUGAGAUGUUACAUCAUGGAGGACGUUACAUGGAGAAUCAGGGCUUACUCUUGUAUUCUGUUGGAGAUAUUGACUCUUUGGUAUUGGAGGCUCUUACACUACUCAGAACACUAGUAGACAAUGACCAAGAACCUCCUCAGUCAAUGUUAUACAUACCUAAGAUUGCUGAGGGGGAAAAGGGUUGGCUUGUAGUCGUCACUUCUCUCAUACAGUCCAUUCCUCUUGAUGAUCCACUAGGGGCUGCAGUCAUCACAUUAUUACUUGACCAAUGUCCACUGCCUUCAAAAAUUACAACUUUGAAGCUGACCAAACUUCUGAAACUUUCGAAAGAUGGGUGUGAUGAGAAUUUCAGGAGUGCCCAAGCACAACGUAACCUUUGUAUCAUAUUAGGGUGUUUGGCGGAAAAAAUGGCUGGACCAAGUAGUAUUUCAUUAUUGACCCCAGAUGUUUUAGACUAUUUAAUUUCAAAUAUGAAGCACUCCGAUUCCCCUGUUGUCAUACUUCAUUCCAUUAUAGCCAUGGAGAAAUUUGCAGAAACUAGUGAAAACAAAAUCACUAUAAACAAAGUGCUCCAAUCAGAUCCAAAGAAUUUAUUGAUUUCUUUAGAGAAAUGGUACCGCUGUCCUCAAGCAGAAAAACGGGAAGUUGGCUUUUGUGCACAGUGGUUAUUAGAUAAUCUUUUCAUUGUAGAGGGUCGAAAGUUCACCUACGAAAGUGUAAAUGUGGAUGGAUUAAAUGUAAUGUUAAACAGUAAUGAUGUUAGUGAAUAUUUAAAGAUAUCUGCAGAUGGCCUUGAGGCCAGGUGUGAUGCAUCAUCAUUCGAAAGUGUGCGCUGCACAUUCCAGGUGAACUCAGGUGUGUGGUAUUAUGAGGUAACCAUAGUAACGGCUGGCGUUAUGCAAAUUGGUUGGGCCACAAAGAAUAGCAAGUUUUUAAAUCACGAUGGUUAUGGCAUUGGUGAUGAUGAAUAUUCCAUGGCUUACGAUGGAUGCCGUCAACUUAUUUGGUAUAAUGCUCACAGUCGACCGCAUAAACAUCCCUGCUGGAAGGCUGGAGAUGUCCUUGGUCUUCUGUUGGAGGUUGACAAACAACAGUUAGUGUUUCUACUAAAUGGUAACAGCCUUCCGCCUAACAAGGAACUCUUCACUCAUGCUAAAUCUGGUUUCUUUGCGGCUGCCAGUUUUAUGUCCUAUCAGCAAUGUGAGUUCAACUUUGGUGCCAAACCAUUCCGAUAUCCGCCCAAGGUAGCAUUCAAAAAGUUUAAUGACUAUGGCAAACUUUCAUCAGAUGAGAAAGUUAUUUUACCAAGAUACAGAAAGAUGGCUCUCUUACAGAAGAAGACUCUGUUGGAGGGAUCUUGCACGCUCUGCUGUGAUAAACAAGCUAGUAUGGUGCUGUUGCCAUGCCAGCACAAAGGAUUCUGCGAUACUUGUGCACUUCAGUUGGAACGAUGUCCGAUGUGUCGAGACCCUAUACAAGAAAGGAAGUUAGAUCCAGAGGAGAACACGAACACAUUGUGUGUAUAAAUAAUAAUAAUGGGAGGGGGUAGGGGAAUCGUAAUGGAAAUGGCCA
Molecule: messenger RNA, 2561 nt
Organism: Octopus sinensis (East Asian common octopus)
Lineage: Eukaryota; Metazoa; Mollusca; Cephalopoda; Octopoda; Octopodidae
Product: RING finger and SPRY domain-containing protein 1
Exons: 15
Coding region: 740-2515 (591 amino acids)
Cellular component (GO): cytoplasm
Molecular function (GO): ubiquitin-protein transferase activity; protein binding
Source: RefSeq, a predicted model, not a curated record